CAUCAUGUGAAUGGGAAUAGUAUGGUUGAACCCUUUCCAGAAGGAAUGCACAUGGCAAUAUUUGGGAUGGGCUGUUUCUGGGGGGCAGAGAAGAAAUUUUGGAAGCAGAAAGGAGUCUACUCUACUCAAGUCGGUUACGCAGGAGGAUAUACCCCAAAUCCCACAUAUGAAGAAAUCUGUUCAGGCAAAACUGGCCAUACUGAAGUUGUGCGAGUGGUAUUUCAGCCGGAAACCAUCAGCUUUGAGAAACUGCUCAAGGUCUUCUGGGAGAAUCAUGACCCGACACAAGGGAUGCGGCAGGGAAAUGAUGUUGGGACACAAUAUCGGUCUGCCAUCUAUACAGUCACCCCAGAACAAAUGGAGUCUGCCUUGAAAUCUAAAAGUGAUUACCAAAAGGCAUUGACAGAGAAUAGUUUUGGGGUCAUCACAACUGAAAUCCGCGAGGCUCCAGAGUUCUACUAUGCUGAAGAAUAUCACCAGCAGUACCUAAGCAAACACCCUAAUGGUUACUGUGGACUUGGAGGCACAGGGGUUUCCUGUCCUAUUGGUAUUAAAGUAUGAUCCUUACUCACAGGGCACAUAUCCAACAUAAAGAAUUGUGUUUUGGAUUUUUACUGCAGACUUCAGUGUAGCUUUCACAAAUAUAAAAACAGUGGCAUUUAUUCUCAAGGAAAGGCAUAGUAUCAAGUAAUGCAAAAUUAAUUGUGGAAUCUUCUUUGGACUAUUUCCUUUUGAGUUUAGAUAAGAAAAAAACACAUUUUUUAAAUAGAAAUAAAUUCAUUACAUUUAGAAAAUCUGCAUAGUAGAGGAGGAUUUUCUGCUUAGACGUAGUUCUCUGCCUUUUCAGAGGAUGAAUAACCUUCUGAUACUGCGUAGGAUCACUCUUAAAAAUAUAGGAACAUCUGAAAUGGCACUGACCAUGAUGAUUUAUAUCAGAGACAGGCAAUUUCUGAAGUCAUGAAGGCCGCAAUGGUCUGUCUCUGGCAUGUUGAGGGCUAAACUCUAAAUGUGCAAUGUCCAUUGGUGCAGUGUUUAAAAGAGUUAUGUUUUUUUAAAAAAAACAAAUAAAUGCACAAGCUAUUGCAAGGGUCAAGAUUAAGGAAAUCUCACUCCUUAAGCACUCUCCCAAUCCCUAAAAUGAGGGGGAACAGUUUGAAGAUUUUGGCUCUCUUUAUUGGCCAGAUUUGCAAAAGUGAUCAUGGUAGAUUGUAUGUAACAUAUAGGCUGCAAUUUUGCAUACUUAUAAUCUUGCUGAAUAUGUAUGCAUCUGAAUCACGUUAGUGCCAUAUAGAGUGAUAUAUUUUGGGUAGGAUUUGCUGGGAUUUUAUAUCAUAUAAGCUAACAUAACUUUUUACAUUAAUACUGUAAGCUGAAGAGUUAAGGCAAAGAUAUGCAUGUCAUGUUUAAGUAACAAGAAAGAAUAUUAGCAAACUUAUUGGGGGGAAAGUUUCCUGGGAAUGAAUUGAAAUUGAGAAAGAGGAGCCAAGGGCAGGGUUAGCAUUUCCACACCUCUCCGCAUUUCUUUACUCAAAAUAUCCAAUCUUGCAAUUCACUUCAUAAAUUAUCACCAGAGAUAUAAUAUUAACAGCGAGCUAUUAGCCUGAUAGCUCUGCCUCAGAUUGUGUUCCAUUAUGUAUAUGCUUUUUGAAGUUAACUGCUAAAUAAAUUUCAAGUGGGAACAUUAUGUAGCUAUAACCACCCUUAAUAACUAUUACAUUAUGCAAGAAAUUGGGUAUUUGCUGAAAGUAAGUGAGGGAUGCGAGAACAUUGAUGUUGAGUAAGUUUCUUAAUUGAUUUCUCGGCUUGAUUCUGAAAUGUAAAGGGGAAGCUUGAAGUUUUAUGUAGGCUCUCCACUCACAGAUUUCUUUCAGGCCCCAAAUAUUUGUUUCAUACAAAUAUGUUUAAGAAGGUGUUCCGUAAUUCUUUCACCAGUCCCAAUCUCUUAUGCCAACACACACACACACACACACACACACACACACACACACACACACANGAGAGAGAGAGAGAGAGAGAGAGAGAGAGAGAGAGAGAGAGAGAGAGAGAGAGAGAGAGAUAUUCUCAAUAUUGGGAAGGGAUCAUAUGCAGAAGAAGCAAAGUAUUCUGUUGACCUGAGAAUUGGUCUGAAUUGGUAGGAAGACUGUAUCAAAUAUAUCACAAUAAAGGGCUGCAAAUAUAUAUGAUGGUUCAUAUCUGCUUUGUACUGUUAUAUUAAGUAUAUGAAAUCCAAGUCUGGGACUUCACUUUUGGCUCACAGCUUGGUAGCCAUGGAUCAGAUACUCCUUCCUGGAGGUCUCCACAUAGCCAUAAAUAUGUACUCCCAAUAUUUGUGGUGCAUCUCUCUUCCAAAUGCUCUCUUGUAAUAAAGAAAUAUGGGUGAAAUUGUGAA
Molecule: messenger RNA, 2389 nt
Organism: Protobothrops mucrosquamatus (brown spotted pit viper)
Lineage: Eukaryota; Metazoa; Chordata; Lepidosauria; Squamata; Viperidae
Gene: MSRA
Product: methionine sulfoxide reductase A
Exons: 5
Coding region: 22-561 (179 amino acids)
Biological process (GO): cellular response to oxidative stress
Cellular component (GO): cytoplasm
Molecular function (GO): peptide-methionine (S)-S-oxide reductase activity
Source: RefSeq, a predicted model, not a curated record